Solenopsis invicta (red fire ant) is the source of this 1045-nucleotide messenger RNA. Its product is annotated as putative nuclease HARBI1. The annotation marks the transcript as partial. NCBI's taxonomy places the organism in Eukaryota, Metazoa, Arthropoda, Insecta, Hymenoptera, Formicidae. The record is from RefSeq and is a predicted model, not a curated record. The transcript has 5 exons.
UGAUAAGGAAUUGUUGCCAGAUGCCCAACCUUACAUUAAAAAUUUUUGAUCUAACGUUUGGCGCCAGCAUUUACCGCUGGCGCCAUCUACUGGAAAACGGCGGUUUUCAAUUUGUACUCCAAUAGUAUGGCUGCAGCAUGGUGGGUGCUUCAACUUGAACAAUACGAAAAAAAAAUUUAAGAAUACGUAGAAGAGAAUUACGAGAUCUAAGCAAUUCUUUUGAGAUACCAGAAUCCCAAUUUAUGGUUUUAUAUCGGUAAGUAUAAACAAUCUAGUACAUUUUGCUUUGUAAUUACAUUUUAUGCUACGAAAUAAUGGACCGUUAUUAACAAUUAGGCAAUAGAUAUUUUGAUAUUAAUGAUUUUACAAAUAUACAGACUUUCAAAAGAUGCUACUUUCAUGUUGUAUGAAAGUAUACAACCUUAUGUACAAGGACCUCAGAAGUUGACAGCAAUACCAUUAGAAUUAAAGGUUUUGGAUUAAUACUAACUUCCCGGGGGUAAUAGGAGCUAUAGAUGGGACACAUGUGGCAAUAUGGCCACCAGAAAAAAACAGAGAACAUCUUUACAUUAAUAGAAAAUUAUUUUAUUCCCUAAAUGUUAUGAUAGUCAGUGACUAUAAUGGAAUAAUAUUAACAGUUUUAGCAAGUCACGGUGGCCGUACUCAUGAUUCCAGAGUUUGGAAUUCCUCUCGAUUAGCCAGAUAUAUGUUAAACAAAUAUCAGAAUGGUAGAAGAAAUGUAUGGCUAUUAGGUGAUGCAAGAUAUCCCUUAUUACCAUAUUUAAUGACACCCAAAUUAAAUCAACCACCAGGAUCUCCAAGUGCAGCAUAUAAAGAUGCUCAUAUUAAAGCACGAUGCUCAAUCGAAAGAACAAUAGCAUUGAUCGUAAACGCAACUUGUGUUCUACAUAAUAUUGCAAAACGUUUUAAUAUUCUGGAUGGCAAUGUAUACAGAGAUGAAAAUAUUGAAGAAGAAUUAGGACCGAUUUUUGAUAAAAAUUUACGUGCAAGAGGAAAUAAAGUGCGAGAAAGAAUAACUACAAUA